Molecule: messenger RNA, 7452 nt
Organism: Portunus trituberculatus (swimming crab)
Lineage: Eukaryota; Metazoa; Arthropoda; Malacostraca; Decapoda; Portunidae
Product: prolyl 3-hydroxylase 1-like
Exons: 15
Coding region: 358-2484 (708 amino acids)
Biological process (GO): collagen metabolic process
Molecular function (GO): protein binding; oxidoreductase activity, acting on paired donors, with incorporation or reduction of molecular oxygen; iron ion binding
Source: RefSeq, a predicted model, not a curated record
GAUUCAGGACCGUGGCUACCACAGUGUAUGACUUGGACUUCAUCACUAGCCUGUAGGUUGUCCAUAUAUUCGCGUGACAAUGUGCAAACUAGCGUUGGGUGGAAGAUUACACGUGGGCAGUGAUGAGAGUGCCCACUGUUAGUAGCGUCACCGUGCCACGCAUCAGCCCCUCCCACACCCAUCUCAAGACAGCCACGACAGCGUCACGGAGGAGUCAUUUUAGCAUCAUUGGCGAGAAAUAAGAAGCUUAGGCCACGACUGAAGCUUGAAAGGACGUUAGAAGUGUUGCCGGUCCCCAGUUCACGGUGAGCAGGUGGUGGGUCAGACAGAGGCAGACGUAGCACCUCCCCUAGCAAGAUGCUGGCCGUCGCGAAGUGUCUCUUGGCUCUCUUUCUCGCCAUUGCUUCCGCCGAGACAGAUGCAGGCUCGGGGAAGGAUUUCUUGGCCUACGACUUCUUGUACAAUGAAGGCAUAAAAAUGUAUCUGGAGGAGAACUGGACGGGGUGCGUCAAGAACAUCGAGCUGGCACUGAAGGGCUGGCACUGGUGGAACGACAACACCGCCAGUUGUCGCAAGAACUGCAGUCAUGAGGCAAAAGAGAAAAAUCUGCUGGCCACACAUACAGACGAGGAGGACAAGUACUUUGAGCAUAUUCUACACAGCACACUCUGCCUUAUCAAGUGCAAGAAAGAAGCAUUUGGGGCACAGCGAGACCGUGUGGUGGAGAGCAACAUAAUCGCUGAAUUUAAGGAAAUGAAGCCUUAUGAUUACCUGCAACUUUGCUAUUAUCGGCUGGAGCGGGUAAAUGAUGCAGCCAAUGCAGCAGCAACGGUACUGGCAGUGCAGCCCGAUAAUGAGGUGAUGGCGGAGAACAUGAGGUACUACCUGGAGGAAGGAGGAAUUAGUACUGAGGAUGUAGUGAACCUGGAGAUGAAGCCAUACGGCCAGGAGUACGUGAAGGCAACGAUGGCAUACAAGGAAAACAACUUUGACCUGACCAUCACCCACAUGGAACGCAGCCUUAAGAUGUUCCUGGAUGAGUACCAGAACUGCCGCUACUUGUGUGAGAGCCCCUUCGACCAGGGCUGGUUCCCGGAUUUUGUCAGCUCUGUUGCCAACCACUUCACCUUCACCCUGCGCUGCAAGAGGAAGUGUCUGUGGCAGCUGAGUGACCUCUUUGGGGAGAUUGAUGACAAUUUCCUGCCCUCCUACUUUGAUUACCUCCAGUACUCUUACUUCCAGAAGGGAGAGACGAGGAAGGCGUGUGAAGCUGUGGCCACAUUCCUACACCUCAACCCGAAUGACGAAGUACAGAACCGCAACAAGGAGUUCUAUGACAGUGUGGAUGAGGUGACGCAGGACAUGUAUGUGCCCAGGAAGGAGGUGGUCGCCUUGAAGGAGCGGGAGGACUACGAGCAGCAGCUGAUGGCCUUCAUAGAGACGAACUUUGCCUUCCUCACUGAUGAGUUAUGGCAUGAAGAUGAUACAACAGAAGCAAAGCAGGUUGGUGAAUCUGAGAACUCAACCACUACUUCUACCACAGCAGAGUUGGACACCAGCUCUGUAAUUCUGGGCACUGCAGAAGUUAUUAAUGAAGAAUUAACUCAGAACCUUCUUAUAAACACUCACAUUAAAAUAGCAGCCCUAUCAUUCCAGCCUAAGUCAGAAAUAUCCAAGGAAGUCCCCAGUUUCCGGAGUCGAGUAGUGAGUCAGCUGAAGAGUCUGUCGGAGCUGGGAGUAAAGGCAGUGAAGGGGGAGUGGGAGAAAGACAAGCAAGAUAGGCUGGUUGCAGACGGCCUCACCUCUACCCUGGAAUGUAUGGUGCUGACCGAGCUGAUCAGGUUUGGUGCCGUGGAAGGUGAUGGGUACAAGGGCAGCUACUCUCCACACACUAAUGCUGAGGCUUUCCAGGGCAUCUCUCUAGGCCGUGCUGGACUGAUGGUCCACGCUGGUCUUAUUGACAAGGCUGCCCUGGAGCUGAUCCUGAGAGUGACAGACCGGUGUAGGGAUUACAUAGAGAGACACUUCCACCUGUCACAGCAGCUCUACUUUGCCUACACCCACCUUGUGUGCCGUACUGCCAAGCCUGAAAUGAAUCACAACCGCUCUGCUCUGGACUUGAGUCACGAGGUUCACGCAGACAACUGUAUCCUUCAGAACUCUGGGGAGUGCCUGAGAGUGCCACCUGCAUACACCUAUAGGGAUUACAGUGCAAUAUUGUACCUCAAUGAUGACUUUGAGGGAGGAGAGUUCAUCUUCACCCAGGACAUGUCUGGACUCACCUAUGAGUCCAGUGUGAAUCCUCAGUGUGGCCGACUGGUGGGCUUCUCCUCGGGCCCAGAGAACUCCCAUGGUGUGCUGCCUGUGCGGAAGGGGACCAGGUGCUCUAUAGGGAUGUGGUUCACGCAUGACCGGAAGCACAAUGAGGUGGAGAGGAGCAUAGCGUCACUCUUCCUCAAGCAACUCAACGCCAAGCAAAUCUAAAGAGUGGACAGUUUACCCAAAAUGCAAGAAAAUCAAGAAGACUGCAGAAGACUUCACAUGACUGCUACUGAGACACUUUCCUGUAUAUGUAUUGUGUUCUGUAUUAGCUAGAAUGCACCUUCCUAUUCCAUGUGUACCUGUGUUGCUUAUAUUUGUAGUUGUGUUAUGUGUAUUGUUAUUUGUGAUGUGGGUGAGGAGGUAUGUUUUGUAUGAGGGUAUCUGGUAUUUCAUUCUCUUCUUCUAUAUAUAUUUUUUUUUUCUGCCUUUCUUCUCUAUAUUGCUAUGUAAGUAUAUUGGUUCUUAAUUUGUAGUGUUAUAUGUUGCACUUCAUUACAUGGGUGAGUUAUAAUUUGUAUCUAAUAUUUCUUCUAAAUAUCUUUUGUGUCUCUGGCUCUUCUUCAUCUAUUUCUAUGUACCUUUUUGGGUCAGAUUUGAAUUAGUAUUUUUGUUAUGUGUUGUAGUUCCUGGCGUGGGUGAGUUGAAAGUAAUCUUAGUUUCACACAGUUCUUACCCCCCUUCCCUCUCUCUCUCUCUCUCUCUCUCUCUCUCUCUCUCUCUCUCUCUCUCUCUCUCUCUCUCUCUCUCUCUCUCUCUCUCUCUCUCUCUCUCUCUCUCUCUCUCUCUCUCUCUCUCUCUCUCUCUCUCUCUCUGCUUCAUUUAUUUCUAUGUGUACCUGUAUUGGUCAGAUUUGCAUUGCAGUUUGUAAAGGUAUGUAUAAGAGGAGUAUUCAGUAUUUUGACACAGUUCUUCCUCUAGAUAUAUAUAUAUAUUUUUUUAUAUAUAUACAUACAAAUUUUUGGCUUUCCUUUACUUGUUUGUUGGAUUAGUAAAAAUAGUUUUAUGUAUUGUAGUCUGUGAAAGUGUAAGAGAGUACUUAGUAUUUCUGCACAGUUCCUCUUUUUUACAUAUCUUUUUUUCUUUAUGUGUCUGGCUUUCCUUUACUGCUUUGUCAGAUUAGUAGGAAUAGUUUUAUGUAUUGCAGUUUGUAAAAGUGUAAGAGAGUAUUUAAUAUUUUCAGAUAGUAAUUCCUCUAGAUUUUUUUUUUCUUUAUGUCUCUGGUUUUCUGUCACUAUUUAUUGGAAUAGUAAGAAUAGUUUUAUGUAUUGCAGUUUGUUAAAAUGUGUGUGAGAAUAUUCAGCAUUUCCACGUAGUCCUUACUUUAAAUAUCUUUUUUUCUUUGUGUCUCUGGCUUUCCUUUACAUGUUUGUUGAAUUAGCAAGAUUAUGUUUGUUAUGAAUUGCAGUUUGUGAAGCUUUAUAUGAGAGUAUUUAGAAUUUUUCACACAGUACUUCCUCUUGACAUCUUUUCCCUUUGUCUCUGGCUUUCCUUCUCUAUUUGUUAGAUUUGAAGGAAUAACUUUAUGUAUUACAGUUUAUAACGGUGUGUAUGAGAGUAUUCAGUAUUUCCACACACUCCUUACUUUAAUUUUUUUUUCUUUAUGUACCUGGCUUUCCUUUACCUAUUUGUUAGAUUUGUAGGAAUAGCUUGAUGUAUUACAGUUUAUGAAGGUGUGUAUGAGAGUAUUCAGUAUUUCCACACAGUACUGCUUGAUAUCUUUUCCUGUGUCUAUGUGGAGUUGAUGUUUUCUUGCUCUCUUCUACCAGGUCACUCACUCACAUCCUCCUCAUCCUCCUCCAACAUUUGCUUUUAAUCCUGCAUUGUCCCUUCUGCAGUUAUUCUCACUUAGUGCAUCCUGGAAGUGCUUGCAAGUGUGUUUAUUGAUAAGAAGUAAAAAUAUAUUAUAGCAAAGCAGCAUAUAUAUUUUUGCUAUGGAAAAGUAUCUCUCUAUAUUUUUCUCAUUCUAUUUAUGUUUAUUUAGUGUUAAGUUAAUGGCUUUUGUUAUGAAGAAGUGUGUGUCAAUAUAUUUCAUGCUAUUUGAGUUUAUAUAGUGGUGUGUUUAUGGUUUAGUCUGUAAGGUGUUUGAAAUGGUGAGAUCUGGCAGUGUUCAGUUGAUGAGGUGAUUUUGUUUACUCAUCAUCAUCAUUAUUAUUAUUAUUAUUAUUAUUAUUAUUAUUAUUUUUACCAGUGUUUAUGUUCUAAGUUAUGAAUUUAUUUUUUCCUACCUGUUUUCAGAUGAUUAAGUCAUUUUGUUUAGUGGUGUAAAUAGUUUGAUAUGAAGAGGUUUAUGAGCCACAAAGACAAUAUUCAGACAAGAGAGAAAAUAAACAAAAAAGAUUAGUUAUGUAGUUUGGUAUAAAGUGAAGCAAGAAAGAGGAAGAUUAUGUAGCUGUGUAGUUUGAUUAUACGACAGUUUAUGAUGCGAAAUAAAAUAGUUUACCAUUGAGAUGAACUCGAUGGAAGAUAAAGGUCUAUAAGAUACAAAAAAGUAUACAUUUGACACAAACUGUAGAGGGAGAAGUCAAAGAAAUAUAAAAUAGUUUGAGAUUAUCAUAUUUUAAGACUCCUAGAAAAAUAGAAAGGAAAGGAAACCAAGUUGAAGAUUAAAUAAACAAUAAGAGGCAAGGAAGUUAAAAAAAAGACUUAAUGGUGAAUGCUUUGCUUUUCUUAUUCAAACUUUAGUAGUGUGUUUGUUUGGCUGGGAGAGGAAGGGUAGGGAGAGGGAGAUUGGAGGAAGGGAUGUUGAGAGGAGAGGAGUAGGAGUAGGAGGAGGAGUAGGCGUCCAUAUCAGUAGUGAAUCUCUCCCCUUUAAAGUUAUAUUUUCUCCUCUUCUUCCUCCUCCUCCUCUCUCAAUGCCUGGUUCUUUUCUUUUCUUUCUUGCCUUUCCUUUUUAUUCAUGAAGGCCGGAGCUCUAUUAAGUUAUAUUUGGGAUGUGAGGUGCGGUCUGUGUAAGGUCCCGCCAGGUGUGUGUGUGUGUGUGUGUAGACUGUCAGCCUUUAGUGCGGGGAGGAAGCAUUGCGACAGAGCGUGAAAUGAAUACAAAUGAUAGAUAUAGUGUAUAACGGAGAUAAAAAAGGAGUAUGUGCUGGUUAACGUAGUAUAUGUGUAUGUAUGUAUGUUUUGUAUGGAGUGCAGGAACUGUUACGAAAAAUAAAAUGAAAUAACGGAUAUGGUGGAGAUGUAAAGGAGUGUAUGUGUGUGUGUGAAGUAGUGAGUGUUACGGAAUCCUGGCCAGUAAAACAGAUUAUAUGAAAUAAGAAUAAAGUUGCUGCGACAUUCAGAGUUGAACGAAAUGUUGCGAAAUACGAACAAAGGAAACUGUGUAACGAAUGUAAAAGGAAGGAGACUUGCGGUAAAAAGACAAUAAAUAUCAAAUGAAAGCGUAAGAAUACAGGAAGAAAAAAGGAAAACGUAGAUGAAUUGUUUAGUUAACGCAAAUGAAGAGAAGAGAUGAAAAAUUACUGUAUACUGUUGCAGAAGGAAAAAAAAAGAACUAAAUAAAAUGAAUAGAUUAGUCCGUGUAAAGGAAAGAGAAAUUAAAACAGAAAAGAAAAAAAAAAGAAAUUGUUUAGUCAGUGCAAAGGAACGUAAACUAGAAGAAAAAAUAACAUGGCAGAGAAAAGAGAAAGAAAAACAUUACAAUGCCUGAGUGCAUGAAAAAAAAAAUAAUAAUAAUGAUAAUUCCGGCGCAUAACGGAAGCAACUCAGUAAUCCAGAGCUUAACAGUUGCAAAUAAAGAUAAAUGGAUGAAUAAAUAACCUCACAGACGUUUCCGUAAAGGGGUUCUCAAUCUUUUUCUCGCUAAGAAUCUUCUGAUUUAUAAUACCAUCUACCUGAACCCCCAGUACUCUGACAUCGAACAGAAUGGUAAUGGUACUAAGGAUAUUAUUGGAUCAGCCAUCUAUAGUACGUAGUGGUUUAAGUUUGGCCCUUCAUAAUACCACUCUUUCGAUCUUAACGGCGGUUUCUUUGACGCGAGAAGUUGCGCUGCCUCCUAACCUCAAAAUUACCCGAUUGAUCUUAUUACAGUACUUUUUUUUUUUUUUGUAUUCUGUAGAAAAGAAGUAAUUUUGCUUGCUUAUUUGUUUACUUAUUCAUUAUUUUUCUUUUACCUUGCAGUGUUAAAAUUUCAAAGUUAGUCCCUUUAUUUUGCCUCUGAUAAAAAAAAAGGCAGUUUUCAUAUUUUCACUUUCUUUUCAUUCGUUUUCUACGAGUGUUUAGAUUUAGAAAUUUUGUUUUUAUGUAGAAGUUCUCAGUAUUUUUGUUUAUUGAUUUAUUAUUUCUUACGAGUAUCUUGCAGUAUUCAGAAUAUCUUAGUUUAUUUGUCAUUUUUUUCUUCUUCUUUCUAUCCAGCAGUAUUUAGAUUGAAACGAGGUCCUUAUGUGUACUUUCCUCUCUCUCUCUCUCUCUCUCUCUCUCUCUCUCUCUCUCUCUCUCUCUCUCUCUCUCUCUCUCUCUCUCUCUCAACUGUUCUCAGAUACCAAGUAUUUUAUUUUCGUCUUUUUUUUUCCCCUCUUUCAAUCGUUCAUUAUGCUUCAAGAAACAGUGACAGUAUGAUUAAGGCCAGUGCAUCUAGUGAGUCAGUAUCGCUUCUAGUCACAAGGCAGGGUUGCUGAUGAAACAAAAGACAUCAUAUAGCAGAGAGAGAGAGAGAGAGAGAGAGAGAGAGAGAGAGAGAGAGAGUGUGUGUGUGUGUGUGUGUGUGUGUGUGUGUACGAUCCCGACCUAAACAGAUAUAAACAAUGAGUGAAUGAUAAUGAUAAUAGUAAUAAUAAUGAUAAUAGUAAUAAUAAUAAUAAUAAUAAUAAUGAUAAUGAUAAUAAUAAUAAUGAUAAUGAUAAUGUAAUGAUGAUGAUAAUAGUAAAGAAUGAUUCAAACACAGUAGAUCGAUAGGAAAAAAGAGAGUAUAUGUGAUAGAUAGAUAGAUCGAUAGAUAGAUAGAAGAGCAGACGUAACACACCACCCAUUGAUAGAUAAAUACAUAAAGAUAGACAUGUUUAUACCCUUUUUUUCAUUUUAUUUAUUUAUUUAUUUAUUUCAUUUAUUUCGUGCGUAUUUUUAUGUAUGAGUGGUCACGCCCAUGUCAACUAGGCUAUGUGUAUUGACACCGCAGUAAAUUUAUGACAACAA